AACAAGCUAUGUCAGAAGAGGUGCAAACGGUGUCAUUUACAAGCGAGGAGGCGAAAGUAAUAUUAGCUGAUUUUGCAAGGACCAGUUAUGAUUCAACGUUUGAAAUAGAUUAUGAUUUCCAAGAGCUUAAUUAUGAGACUGACACUGGAAAUGAAGUCCGAGUCGACGAAAACCCGUCGUCUUCGAUGAAUGAUGUCAAUGUCAAUGAUUCAAACAACAAGGAAAACAAAAGAUUUUCCGAUGUUUCUCUUGAAGAUACGGAUAAAUUUUUGGUUGACACUGUUAAUAAAAAUACCCUUUACAAAACAAGAACUGAUGUAAAAACCUUUCAAGACUGGCUUAUAGAAAUAGGUGAAGCAAGAGAUUUUAAGGAAAUUCCACCAAAGGAAAUGGAUGGUUUGCUGGCAAGAUUUUGUCUUGGGGUCCGAAAAAAGGACAAAACAGAAUAUGAGCCAGAUUCCAUAACUGCAAUGAUGAACAGCAUUGAGAGGCACUUCAAGGAUAUAAAGAUGCCAUAUUCCAUAAAGGAUGACACACUUUUUAGCCACUCAAAAAGAGUUUUGGAGUCCAAAAGAAAGUGUCUAAAAGUCAUGGGAAAAGGAAAUAAAAAACUGAAAGCAGAUCCAUUGGAGAAAGAGGAAAUUGAGAUUAUGUAUGAGAAGAAUGUAUUGGGUGCUGGUAAUCCGGAAUCCUUACUAAAUACAGUUUGGCUAAACAAUGGAGUAUAUUUUGGACUAAGAGGAAGACAAGACCAUUCAAAUAUGCUAUGGGGUGAUGUUGAACUUAAAAUGACGUCAGAUGGAAAGGAAUACUUAGAAUUCACAGAAAAAAGCACCAAAACUAGAAGUGGAAAAAAUUCAGGGGAUUGUAGAAAAGUCCUACCAAAGGCAUUUCAAGUACCAGAAGAUGACAACUGCCCAAUUAAGAUAUAUAAAGCAUAUAGGGACCGUCGUCCACUGGAUAUGAGGGAACCUGAUAGUAGGUUUUAUCUCAAACCUUUAAAUAAACCCAAGUCUGAAAUAUGGUAUUCAAGACAGUGUGUUGGGAAGAAUAAAAUGGGGACAAUAAUGAAAGAUAUGGCAUCAAAGUGUGAUCUUCAGGGCCGUAAGGUAAACCAUUCUUCGCGGAAAACUUUUGGGCAAACAUUAUUGAAUGGAGGUAGACCUUUAACAGAAGUGGCAGAUUUAGGGGGAUGGAAAAGCAUAGAAAGUGUUAAAAGUUAUGUAACACCAUCAAUUAAACAACAACAAAUGGCGUCAGAUACUAUUUCAAGUAUGCUUAUCCCGUCUACAUAAUCUAAUGCAUCCAUUUCAGAAGCUGAUGAAGCUGUCUUAGAUAAAUUAUCUCCUACAGGAGCUACAUGUACAUCUACAUCAAGUGAAAUAUAUUCUUCAACAGUAGAUGUUGCUUCAAUAGAUACACAACUACAGUCCGUACAUACUUCAGAUCUUCCUUUAGCUGCUGUUCCUCUUGGAAACUCAUCAGUUAACAUAAAUGAACAAUCAACCGUUAACAACUUGAAUAUGCCAACAUUUGACAUGAGCAAAAUAAAUGGUAUAUUGUAUGGGGCAAACAUAAGUUGUGGAACAUUCAAUUUUCAUUUUAAUGCUAACAAACAGUAAAAAUUUGAAAUGAUAUUUGUUCAAAGCUAAAGUUGUUCAUCAAAUUGUUAUUGUUACAUAAACAUUUUACUUUGACUUUUCUCAAUGUUAUUUAAUUAGUUUGAUUAAAAUAUUAACUGCAAUUUGACAGUUCAUACAAAUUUGUCUUUUGAAAUGUUGGCCGCUGAUCACAUAUCAAUGAUAUCAUACAUGUAAUUCUGGAUUCAAAGCAAGUCAGUAUUAAAAUCAUUGGCCCUGUAAACAUAUAUUGUGCAUGUAAUUCAGGAUUCAUUGUCAGUCCGUAUUGGAAAUAUUGGCCCUAUAUUCACAUCAUUGCCAGUCCGUAUUGGAAAUAUUGGCCCUAUAUUCACAUUUGAUGUAUGUAAUACAGCAUUCAGAACAAGUCUGUAUUAAAAAAGUUGGAUUAUUUAAUAAAAGUGUUAUGAACUGGCUGUUUCUGUAUUGGCACUGGUAUAGAUUCUCGGUCAGCUGUAUUGGCCCUCGACCCUACGGGUCUCGAGGCCAAUACA
This is a messenger RNA of Mytilus trossulus (common blue mussel), 2131 nucleotides long. RefSeq names its product zinc finger MYM-type protein 2-like. Gene Ontology annotation, molecular function: DNA binding. The record is from RefSeq and is a predicted model, not a curated record. Bases 9 to 1295 code for a protein of 428 amino acids. NCBI's taxonomy places the organism in Eukaryota, Metazoa, Mollusca, Bivalvia, Mytilida, Mytilidae. The transcript has 4 exons. Gene Ontology annotation, biological process: DNA recombination; DNA integration.